Molecule: messenger RNA, 1822 nt
Organism: Dendronephthya gigantea
Lineage: Eukaryota; Metazoa; Cnidaria; Anthozoa; Malacalcyonacea; Nephtheidae
Exons: 9
Coding region: 1-1725 (574 amino acids)
Source: RefSeq, a predicted model, not a curated record
AUGAAUGAGAAACUCUCAAAAGACUCUUUUCCUCAUGAAGUAAUCCACUGGUUACGUAAAAACAACUUCGACGAGACUGUUGUAAAAGGUUUCGAGGGUGAAUCUAUAAAUGGAAAGGAUUUUUUUGAGUUGGAGAUGUGGAUGAUUGAGCGUAUGAUCAAAGGCAUAAAAGAAGUAAAGAGAUUCCGGACUUUGUGGUCAAAAGAAACAAGCCAGACUUUUGAUGGAAAUGGUAUGCCUGUCCAAAGUAAACAACCUUGUGCAAUUGUCAUAGAUAGUCAUACAGAUGAUGCAGAAACUAUGACCCCUUCCCACAGAAUCGCAAACCCACCCUCGGCAAAAAUUGGAACAACUCCCAGUUGUCAUAGGAUGAUAGAACCAAUAUCUCCAGAGGUUCCUACAGAAGGUUCCCCAUCAAAUUUUACAGUAGAUGAGAUUCCUAAGACCCCAUGUUCAUUUACUGCAACAUCAACAAGGCGAGGAAGGUCUGGUGAGAAAAAUGUUAAGUUUGGAUGGGUACAGUUCUUUGAAAUUCCCGACAAGUUUUCGGUUAAUGUUGAGAUGGGACUAGCUUCUAGGAAUUUGAAUGGAAAUCAACGCAAUGAGUUAAACAGAGAUAUCUGUACUCUCAUUUCAACCCAUACUAGAUACCCAACAGAAGCAGAAAGGCAAAUAAUUGCCCAAAAGAUUGUUGCCAAAUACCCAUUUCUGAAAGAUCCAAAAAUUUGUUCUACAUCAACUGAGUGGGGAUCAUGGGAACAAAAGAUAAAGCACAGAAUGAAACGUCUCCAGAGAAACCCUUUAAAGCACACACAAGACUGUAAGCCAAAUACUGAAGGUGAAUCAAUUGGCACACCGGUAGUCAAGAAAAUAAAAUUAAAUAUUAAACCUUGGCUCAAAAUCCCACCACUUGACGAAGGGGAAACUGAAGAUACCAUGAAGGAAAAGACUCAGCAACUAAAGAAAAUCUGCCGAAUUGCACGUCCAGAUCAAACCUUGGUAAAGUCACUGAUGUCAUCAACAUAUCCUGUCAGACGAAAAAUGAUUCUUGAAGGGACCGAGAGCGUGGAUAGUUUGUUGAAACUCUUUCCUCCAUUGCUGCAACAUAUUCAUCUGAAGCAAGAAAUGUGCCGAGUCAUGGGGGACAAAGAUGUCACAAGAUUAAUGAAGGAACGCUUAAUUGAUACAUGGCUUCCAAAAAUAUUAUCCUAUGUACAGAAGAGUGAAAAGUCCUCAUUCAAGAAAUUGGUGGAAGAGAUGGACUCGGCGAUUUCUGAAGAUAAACUCAGUCCAACCGAGUGCAACCACAGAACAGCAAUUUUCGCCAUUACUAAUUACCUACUACGGUGUGGGGGUGGAAGGAAGAACAGCGGGGAAGAGAAGGUCCUCAUGCUACUAAAGACCAACGAUAACAUGGAUGCUUUGAUUAAAAACGCAAUUUCGCCCAUCGUUUUAUUGAGUGGGUUAGAUCUUUAUCAUCUAGAUCUAAUCUACAUUGCAGGGGAACAUAAAUUGCUGUGUGACCUGAGUAAAGACGACAAACUUGUGGAUGCUUUAGUUGCGUUGAUAUCGUGUUAUUAUGUGUAUGAUUUUGACUACACCAUGGUCAAAAACGUCAUGAUUUUCCUUGAGCAUGCAAUGUUAAGCAUUGAACCUUCUAAAAUGCCAGUACGAGUGACGGAGGUAGUGCAUGCUAUGAUGGCCAUCGAACAAAACAAUGAGUAAUCAUUUGGAACUUUAAUACGGUAUUAUAUAUGUUUAAAUAUGUUUAUAUAUUUUUGAAAUAUUUAUUAUACCUAUAUUUGCAGACCUUAAAAUAUCG